GUAAAUGUAACAUAAUUCAAAUCGAAUACGGAGUAUGAAUUUCAAUUACUGAGGGAGUAAAUUGGUAAGUACCAGACAUCCUAUAUUCAGCAAACAGCUCAUCGGAAAUCACACGUCGGCCGGUCGUGGUGGGCAUUUUUGUUCCUACUUCCGGCACAAGAGCAAAUACGCCGUGGCCCUUCCCCCCACUUUCAGCUGAAAAUGACACUACAGUCAGCUGAACUUUAGAAGCCAAUCUUACCUCACUUCAGACCUCACUCCAGCUCUAGCUAAAUCAACAAACUGACUUGUUUGCUUCUUUCAGAUCGGAAGAGUUAGGCAGUCAAAAACACAAACUUUGGGCUGGGCGGCUGGCAUAAAAAAAGAAUGAAGAAAUGGGCAGGAUGUUUGCUUAUUCUUGGUCUUGCUGUUACUUUGCUAUUUCGAUAUAGCUCCAUCGAAAAACCACUGCAGAAACAAUCAGCUGAUGAUUUUUUCAACAGUCAUCCGCCAAGUAGUACUUAUAAUGUUGAGGAUUAUGCAAAAGAUAUUAGUGAUGAUAAUGUGGAGGAGGUAAUGCCUCCAGUGAAGGAAACCAAUCAUUCUAGGUUUAAAGGGAAGCCACAUUUUGUCAACUUUGAUGGGUUAGUUGAUUUAUAUAGCUCACAUAAUGUUUCAGACUCUGUGGCUAUGCUUGUGUGGGGUGAAAUGAGGUCUUUAUUAUCGCGGUCAGAUGCACUGCCUAAUACUGCCCAGGGAAUCAAGGAGGCUUCCCUGGCUUGGAAAGAGUUGUUGUUAUCAAUAACUGAAGAGGAUAAAUCAUUGGAUGAGAAAGAAGGUCAGAACUUGACAAAGAGUCCCAUUAUCAUUCAGAAUGCAUGGACUAACGCAUCUGGGUGGGGCAAAGAGGAGAGAUGCCCGGAUCGUGGCUCAUCUGACACACCAGGAGUUGAUGGACUUGCAAUGUGUAAUGCAAAAAUCAUAAGAAGCAACUUGCAACAUAUUUCAAAUGCUAGUCAUCUGGAAAGCUUGAAUCGGGCUGAUGGUUCAAAUGGAACUGCACAUGCAAGACCCGAUUUUCCAUUCGUCCAAGGUUACCCGUUUACUGCAACAUUAUGGGCUGGUCUGGAAGGAUUUCAUAUGACUGUAAACGGAAGACAUGAAACUUCUUUUUCCUAUAGAGAGAAACUGGAGCCAUGGUCGGUUAACAAAGUCUGUGUGGGAGGUGGGUUGGACAUCAUAUCUGCCUUAGCAAAAGGACUGCCAGUUUCUCAAGAUCCAGAUUUGGCUGAUGUUGAACAACUCAAAGCUCCAUUAUUAAGUGGCAAGAAACGACUUACAAUGCUGAUCGGAGUAUUCUCAAUGGGAAACAAUUUUGAGAGACGGAUGGCAUUGAGAAGAACGUGGAUGCAGUAUGAAGCUGUACGCUCUGGGCAAGUGGCUGUCCGGUUUUUCAUUGGUCUUCAUACAAGCAAGCAGGUCAAUUUGGAAAUUUGGAAAGAAGCUCAAACAUACAAAGAUAUUCAACUGAUGCCUUUUGUUGAUUACUACACAUUGCUCAAUUUGAAAACGGUUGCCAUAUGCAUUCUUGGGGUAAAAUUUCUCCAGGCUAACUAUAUAAUGAAAACGGAUGAUGAUGCAUUUGUAAGGAUAGAUGAAAUCCUUUCAAGCCUCAAAGAUAAGCAUUCCACCAGUCUCUUGUAUGGCCGAGUUGCUUUUGAAUCUUCUCCCCAUCGGGACAAGGAGAACAAAUGGUACAUCAGUACUGAGGAAUGGCCUCAUUCCUCAUAUCCACCUUGGGCUCAUGGUCCAGGUUAUAUAAUUUCUCGAGAUAUAGCAAAGUUCAUUGUCCAGGGUCAUAAAAAAAGGGACUUUAUGCUUUUUAAACUCGAAGACGUUGCUGUGGGCAUAUGGAUUGAAGAGUUCAAACAAAAGGGUCACAAGGUGCAAUACGUACACGACGAUCGGUUCUACAAUGAUGGCUGUGAGUCAAAUUACAUUCUUGCACAUUAUCAGAAUCCAAGGAUGGUGCUCUGCCUGUGGGAGAAACUACAGAAAGAGAAUCAACCAAACUGCUGCCAGUGAUUUUAUAUGUCACCCAUUGCUAAAAAGUCGAUGGUGAGUUUAUAUUGGCUGUCAACCACUACAGCCUAGCUUAUACUCCGUAUUCUUGUGCUUUUCAUAUUUUGUUUUGUUCCCUUCUCUUUUUGGUCUUCUUUUCUUUCCCUUUUUUCUCUUUUCCCUAUCCUCCACUGGGUUCUCCAUCGAUGAGGCAAUGGAAGUGAUCGGAUUGGACUCAUCUUGACCGCUACAAGUUCAUUCGCUCAUAACAUAAAUCACAAAUAUAGUGGGGAAAAUGGGAAAAGUUUAGAGCAAGAAAUGAUUUGGUGUAAUUAUCAUGAGCUACUCAUUCUGGAGGAUUCGGCUCCAUCCAAUCUGUAUCGGAGCGGUCAAUUCCAAACUGUGUCUGGUUAUUUAACCAUGGUAGUACCUUAUUGCAGCAAGCAAAUUUGUUUUUUCGAAGAUACUUUUUCCAGCAUAAGGGUGGAAAUGAAGAGGACGAUGGGAAGAAACCAGCUUUACACUUCAUGGUGUAGACUGUAGAUAUAGAAUGUGAGGCAUUCAAAUAUAUAUGUUCAGAUUUAAAAAUCUAUUUUGGGACUUUGAUAGCGGAUAUUGUUUUCAAGACAUUUUGGUGGAUUUGUUGAUCUAGAAAUAAGAACUCAACUAUCUGCAAGAGAAUUAUUAUAAAAAAACGUGGAGUUCGAAAAAUAACUCUAAUUUAUCUGUUAUAUCCCUCGUAAAUCUUUUUACACAACAACUGCAAUAUGUAACAAUUCAACACUUCAAUGAAUUUUAUUUUUAUUUGGA
Messenger RNA from Cuscuta epithymum, 2850 nucleotides. NCBI's taxonomy places the organism in Eukaryota, Viridiplantae, Streptophyta, Magnoliopsida, Solanales, Convolvulaceae. The record is from the annotation of a GenBank genome assembly.